AUUUUAAUCAAUGAAUGAAUGAAGAGUUUAAUAUUUGCAAAUCAAUUAUCACCGGAUUGUCCCUCAGAUGCGGUGAUAAUGUGACACAAAUUGUUCACAAAAUGAUCGCCAAAUGGGAAGACUUUAACAUAAACUCAAAACACAUCGUUAGAGUGGAUGUACUGAAAGACAAUGUGCUGAUCAUAACCGCCGCCACUCCUGAAGCCAAUCAAAAAUUGUUAAAAUCCGCAAAAAAUCAUUUGAAAACUAAUCCAAGUAUUAAAUGGACUGAAAUGGAAGGAUUCACUUUUGCCUUCACUUCAGACAAACUGAUCACUUGUUUCGAGAGCAGCGAAAUCACGGCCGAAGACAUCGUCGCCGUCACCCGUGACUACAAAUACAGGUCACGCGACGGCUCGGCUAUGCUUUUUGUGACCGCCAAAGAUGUCACUAAAAAGCGUCUGAUUCUCGAAAUGACCAAAAGCUUGGAUUCAAAGCUCGCUUUCAAAGACUACAUUGGAUUCAAACACUAA
Molecule: messenger RNA, 512 nt
Organism: Medioppia subpectinata
Lineage: Eukaryota; Metazoa; Arthropoda; Arachnida; Sarcoptiformes; Oppiidae
Source: the annotation of a GenBank genome assembly